This is a messenger RNA of Aegilops tauschii subsp. strangulata, 1932 nucleotides long. The record is from RefSeq and is a predicted model, not a curated record. Lineage: Eukaryota; Viridiplantae; Streptophyta; Magnoliopsida; Poales; Poaceae.
AUGGAUGCAGCAGAUACAGUUGGUUGUUCAGUAAUGCAAGAUUCAGAUGAAGAUUUCAUUCCACAAAUUGUUGAUUCAGACAUUUAUCUGCAAGAUGAUGAUGACUUGUUUGACAAAAAUGUUGAUUGUGAGAAAGGCAAAGGUAAAGCAGUCCAAGAAGAAGCCGAUGAUCCUACUGAAGAUGUGGACAUGUGCUUGCCUUCUUCUGAUGAAGAUAAGGUUAAGCUGAAUUUCAAAUGUUUCAGAGAAGAGGACCUGUCUAAACAAGAGUUCCAAGUGCGUCAGACAUUUGCUAGUGCUGAGUUACUAAGGAGGGCUAUCAAGGAGUAUAGAUGUCAUGAAAGGGUUGACAUCAAGUGCCCUAGAAAUGAUAGGAAAAGAGUUAAGGCCAUUUGUGAAGAUGGGUGUCCAUGGUAUUUGUUUGCAUCAUUUGAUGGGAGAAUCAACUGCUUCAUGAUCAAGAAGUAUAACCCAAAGCAUACCUACAUAAAGAAAUGGAGUGUCAAGUCAUUCACUUCUCCCUUCAUGGCAGGAAAAUAUCUUGAAUCAUUCAGAGCAGAUGAAAACAUGAACAUGAAGAAUUUUGCAAGGGUUGUUCAAAAGGACUGGAACAUGACUACAACAAGGAGCAAACUUAGAAGGGCCAAGAGACUAGUGAAGAAAGUCAUUGAAGGAGAUGAGUUAGAGGAGUAUAACAGUAUGUGGGAUUAUGCAACAGAAUUCAAAAGAUCAAACCCAGGCAACUCUUUCUAUGUAGGUGUCAAUGAUGGCAUAUUUGGAAGUUAUUAUUUCUCUCUGGAUGCCCGCAAAAGGGAUUUCAUGCAAGCCUGUAGGCAUGUCAUUUGUUUGGAUGCAUGCCACCUGAAGACAAAGUAUGGAGGUGUUAUGUUGUGUGCUAUUGGCAUGGAUCCUAAUGACUGCAUUUACCCUCUAGCUUUUGCAUUUGUUGAGGUAGAGAACACUGACACAUGGAAAUGGUUUCUGUCAAAUCUGAAGAGUGACUUGGGAAUUCUGAGCACAGAGCCAUGGACUAUAAUGUCAGACAAGCAAAAGGGGUUGAUCAAGGGAGUGAGGCAGCAUUUUCCUGAUGAAGACCACAGACACUGUGUUAGGCAUAUAUGGCAGAAUUUUCAGCAAACACGCAAAGGAGAUGUUCUUAAGAACCAGUUAUGGAAGUGUGCAAGGAGCACAACACCAGAACUGUGGGCUGCAAGCAUGGAGGAAAUGAAGGUCAUCAGCCUAGAAGCAUACAAAUGGCCUGAGCAGCUACCACCCAACAAUUGGGUUAGGGCCUUCCAAAGAGAAUUGGUCAAGUGUGAUAUCCUUCUGAACAACAACUGUGAGGUUUUCAACAAAUAUAUUCUUGAGGCCAGGGAGAUGCAUCUCAGAUCAAUGAUUGAGAAGAUCAAAACCCAGCUCAUGGUGCAAGACUUUGGAUGUACAAUGCUUCAUAAGAUGCAGCAGUCUAGGCGUGUACCUAGAGGAGAAACUGAAGGCACUCUGCCAGAUUCAACAUUCAUAUUACAGGCAUCCAGUUCUCAAGCUUCAGCACAUACAACAACAGCUACAAAUGGUGGCAACCUGACCAUGAAGUUGCUGAAGAUGAAAAGAGACAAAGAAAGGCAGAUGGCAGCCAGAAGAGAUGAAGCACUAGAGGCAAUGAAUGAGAUGGCAGAGGAGGCUGAAGCAAAGAGGCAGGAAAUUGCUAUCAGGAAAGCAGAGAAGGCAGCCAGAAGAAGAAGAGCAGCAAAAGAGAAGAAGGCUGAGGAAACAGCAGCAAAGUUGGAAGCUUCAACAGCAAGAAAAGCAGCAUUACAAGAAGAGAAGGAGGCCAGGGCAAUUGAAGCAAUUGCAGCUAAGGCAGAGGCAGCAAUGAAGAGAACAGAAGAGCAAGAAGCAAAGAGAGCUAUUGCAACACUGAAGAAAAAAUAG